Molecule: messenger RNA, 2643 nt
Organism: Kluyveromyces marxianus DMKU3-1042
Lineage: Eukaryota; Fungi; Ascomycota; Saccharomycetes; Saccharomycetales; Saccharomycetaceae
Gene: SPC110
Product: Spc110p
Exons: 1
Coding region: 1-2643 (880 amino acids)
Source: RefSeq, a predicted model, not a curated record
AUGGAGACCCCGCACGUAGAUAGGAUGAAAGACUACGAGUUCACACCCAUAGGGUAUGUGGAUGAGCGAAGAAGGCGUGGUAGUGAUCCUUCGGAAAAAGGACUUAAAAGAUCACUUGAGCCAGCUACUGAGGAAAGGUUGACUGAGAAUAAGCGCUUGCGUAAUCCAAGUUUUGCUGAUGAAACUUUUAAUUCAACAAGGUUGUUUAAUGAUACCUCUUUUGAUGAAACCAUACCGGAGGCUAUUGUUCAAGAGCGCAGACCAAAUACGAGAAAAACGCUCUCUGGAGAUUUACUAAUGAAAGAUGACGAAGCGAGUGAUAAACUCACCUCAAAUCCCUUAAAAGAAACCGAGAGUAGCUUGAAGAAGUUGCAGUUGGAAAACUAUAAUUUGAGGAUCAAAUGUACAAGCUUGCUUAAAUUUUUGAAUAAUAUAUCCGAUGACGGUAAAAUUAUGAAGAAUUUAGAAAUCUUGGACGAACUUCACGAUCUAAAGUUCAGGCACCAACAACUGACACAGGAAUAUAGAGAACUUCAGAAAAAAUACGACGCUCUUGAAGAUCAAAAUGAGAAUCGUGAACAUCAGGAGAAUGACGAAGAGCUAAUAGAUUUAAAGGAGACAAAUAAAAGAUUACAAGAAGAACUAAAUUCUUCUAAACAAGAGCUUGAAGAUACAUUAGAAACCUUGCAUCAGUCAAAAGACAAGAUAGCCUCUUUGGAGGAGAAAAUAUCAAGAUUGAACUCCGAAAGGAGUGAAAUUGAAAACCAGCAUAAAAUGAAAGUUGAUUUACUUCAAAGUAAGAUCAACGAGGUAACAACCUCUCUUAAUUUGAAAGAAAGAGAGUGCGAUCAUUUAAAUGAAAAAGUAUCUACUUUAGUUGCUCAGCUUCAGGAAUUCGACCAUCAAAGUGGCAGUCUUUUAGAUUUACAGUCGACUAUGGAUUCUAAAAAUGAAGCAAUAAGAAAUCUUGAAUCACAGUUACAAAGGAACGAACGCCAAAGACAAUCUCUAGAAAAAGAAGUCAAUCUUCUUCAAGAUGAGCUAAACUCCUUGAGAGAAACUCAGAAUAGAAUCAUUGAGCACAAAGAUAAACAAAUUAAGCAGUUAACGGAGAGUGUCUCAUCAAAUGAUUCCGAAAGGCUGAGACAGAUCAAUGAACUAUCUUCGGAAAGAGAUAGCUUGCUGGAAGCAAACAGAAGACUUCAAUUUUCGGAAAAUGACCUCAAAGAGUCAGUAAAAUCGCUUCAAUCGCAAUUAAGUUCAUGUCAAGAAGAACUAAAAAAUCUUCAGGACAAACACAGACAAAAAGUGGAUGAACUACUGAAAAGCAAGGCAAAAUACACAUCAGAUGAGAUGGAAUCUUUAAGACAAGAACUUCUCGAAAUGAGAAAAAACAAUGACCUUUUAAAAAAUGAAAACAAUUCAUUGUCUAGCAGAUUAGAUAAUUUGAUUCGUCAAUCUCCUUCGAGAAAGUCUGUAGAGGUAGAACUUCUCAAAAAGAACAACGAAAUUAGGGCUCUUCACUCUUCUAUUAAAGAUUUGGAACAAGAGCUUGGUAAUGCAACAACCACUAUAUCCAAUUUAAAAGAUAAUCACAGAAGAGAAAUUGAGAGGAUACGAAGAGAAGCAGAUGUUGCUACUAAAGCUACCAUUACCGGUACAUCACCUGUAAAUAAUGUAACCAUGAGCGAUCAUGAAGAAAGGGCAAAGCUGCAAAAUAAAAUCAGUAUGUUGCAAAUGGAGUAUGAAUCAAUCAAGGAUACGAAGGAAAAAGAGUUAGCCAUGUGGAAGCGGAAAUAUGAAACAAUUCAACGCACUAAUGAAGAACUCCUUCAGGAAAAAGAAGGUCAGAACCGCUAUCUGUCUGGUGCCUUAAGAGAAAAAGACAAAGAAAUUUCAGAAUUACAAUCAAGGUAUAACAACAUACUAGCAGAGAGAACUUCAAUGUUGAAUGACCUUUCUAAAGUAAAGCAUCAUAAGGAAGACUAUAAAAUCCAAUUGAAAAAGACUCAAUCGAGGUUAGAAUAUAUAACAAAAGAAUUUGUUAAACUCAAGGAAACCUCUAAAACAGCACCCAUCUCAGAUGAAUCAAAAGAACUACUAAAUAGCAAGUGGUUUACCAAAUACCAGACAAUGAAGGGAAAGUUUUUGGAUGAAUUAAAGAGCUUACAAGAUGAGAACCUUGAGUUACAGAAGACUCUUUUGAAACAAAAGAAUGACUCUAAUACGAAGGCAAGUGGAAAUGUUGGCUCGUACGAUAAUGCAAGCAGUACGGGUACUUUACAGGAUGAAAUUGAUUAUUACCGGUUGAAGUAUACAAUUGCAAUUAAAAAACAAAAUGACUUACGAGUCAUGAACGAGUAUCUGAAUAAAGUGUUAAAAGCAAGUUCACAACACGUAAAGCUAGAUAUUCUGAAACUAGAAAACGAGGUUCCCAACUACAAUCCAUAUGCCGACAUCUCAUUUUAUAACUUGCCAAUUCCUAGGACCAGAAAAAGAAGGCUCAGAUUCAAGACUGUCGCACUUCUCGUGUUAUCCUGUGUAAGAAUGAAGAGUGCUAUGAAUGCAGUCACGUGGGACAAACAACGCUUAGAAUAUUUGAAAAGAAAGAUUAUUAUGAGCCAAGAUAGAAUAUCAUGGUAG